GCCGCGGUCCGAGCGCCAUCCUCCGUCAGCCGGUGGUCAUCCCGCGAGGCCUUGGGUUCCGGGGACCGCCGCUGAUCCCGGCGGCUGCAGCGUGCAGGCCGGACCGUCUCGGUACGGCGGGACCGGUCCCGCGCCGGCGGCCGGUCGGCCGUCUCCCUCUCAAGGUGGAGCGGCCCGCGGCCCGCCGGCGCCCCCGGCCCGUCAGUUGGAGCGCGACCUUCGUGCGAGAGAGGUGCGUACGGAGCGGGGAGCGACCGAGCGUGCUAGACGCGCUGAACUGUGCCAUAGCUGUGUCCGAGACCUAGCCACCGAACGGAGUGCCGGUACGCUGCAGCCGGACCGCCUGCCUCGUUCUACUGCAGCUACGAUUUAAGCCGUUCUCAAACCGUUCUCGGACCGCUCUGUUACCUGUACUAAGGCUGCGCUUAGGCUGUCCCAGCCUACCGCCCCUCUGUGGACUGUCCGUGCUGUGAGCUCUCUGAAAGUACCAGCAGCAGCGUCUGCCGAAGAUGACCGGCCCCGUCAUCUACUCGGUGUCGGACGUGAGCGACUCGCAGGCGGCUGCGCUCCGUCGCAGGUUCCUCGAGGCGGUGGAGAAGGAGGAGGUGCGAGAUCAUGUGCACCCCCAAGACAUCGUGCGCGCUCGCACGGACGACCUCUGGUGCAAGAGGUUCAUGGCGCACGGCGACCUGGAGAUCGACAAGGCCUUCGACUUCAUGAUGGACUCGGUGAAAUUCCGCCACGAGUGGCAAGUCAACGAGCUGACUCACGACUCGGUGGUGACCGAGUUCUUUGAGCGGGGCACGCUCAGCGUGCACGGCCGCGACCGGGACGGCGCCGCUCUGAUGAUCUUCCACUCCUGUCUGCACGAGAGGACCCACGGCGAGCGCUUCGAGCGCGUCAAACAGUUUCUCGUCUACUGGGUGGAGAAGAUCGAAAGAGAGGAGCGUGGCCAGAGGAUCUCGCUCAUCCUCGACAUGGGUAACGCCGGUUUGUCGAACGUGGACAUCCCGUUCAUCGGCUUCCUGAUCAACCUGUUCAAGCUCUACUACCCGGACAUGCUGAACUCCAUCAUUGUGUUCGAGAUGCCGUGGAUCAUGAACGCGGCGUGGAAAAUCAUCAAACAGAUGCUGCCGCCCAAGUCGCACCAGCUCAUCAAGUUCGUCAAUAAGAAGGACAUCGGAACGGUGAUCCCUCCGGAGCACACGCUGGUCCGGUGGGGUGGCAAGGACCCCUGGUCCUACACCUACCGGCAGGAGGACUGCGAGAUGCCGCCGUCUCCCUUCCUCGGCCAGCAGGAGAGCCCCGGGAGCGGGGACACGGACACCGUCUCGGCGGACAGUGGCUCCUCCCGGGAGCAGCCCUCCCCUCCGCCGGGCGCAGGGGGCGCUGACGACGGUCGCCAGGGGUCGCGCGGCGCGGAGCAGGCCUCCGACCAGCCCCCGGAGGCGCCGGUGCGCCGGCGGACGGCCGGCCGGCGCGCCACCCCUCCGCCGUCGGGCACGCAGCGGGCGCCGCUCAGCCACAGCAGCCUGCUGCACUACCGCAGCGUGGUGGAUAUCGCCGGCAGCGCGGCCGAGCGCCGGGCCAAGCAGGAUUUGUCGGAUGAUAGCGGCGCAUCCUGCGACGAGACUUCGGACCAGUCGCUGCCGGGCGGCGAGGACACUACAGCGGAAAUCGGUGACCUGCUCAAGAUCAGUCCGGGAGACGAAAUUCAGUUCGCCACGGAUGCAGUGGAGGCCAGGCGACCGCUGAUGCUGAAAAACAUUCACCGGACUCCCGUCGCAUUUAAGGUAAAGAUCACGGCGCCGGAGAAGUUCCGCGUGCGCCCGUCGUGCGGUGUGGUGGCCCCGGGUCGCCGGGUGACGGUCGAGCUGCGCCUGGCGCCCGGCGUGGCCGCCCAGCAGGCCGUCUGCGAGAAGUUCCUGCUGGUCGCCGCACCCGUGCAGCCGCAGCAGGUCGCCGCCGGUGACAUGGACACCAUCUGGAGGACACUGCCGGCCGAGGUGCGGCUGGAGCGCCGGCUGCGCUGCGCGCCGGCCCCCGAGCGGCCUCUGCUCACCCUGGUACGCGGCCUCGGCCAGCAGCUGGAGUCCGUGUCGCAGCGGCUGGCGCGCCAGCAGGCGCUCUCGCAGCAGGUGGCGCGCCACGGGGCGGCCACACACCGCUGGCUGGUGCUCACGCUCUUCAUCGUGGCCGUACUGGCGCUCUGCAACGCCUACCUGCUUUACAAGUCGUCCGGCGUGUGCGACCUGACACAGGCGGAUAUAAUCGGGACCCCGUUCACGGUCCCGGGACUGUCCAGCUACCAAAGGUGAUCUCCCGGAUCAGAAACGUCAUGUGAUAGCGACUCGUGAUCCAAAGUCGCGUGUCGGUGGGACUGGGUCUAGCGCGAGCCAGCGGUUGCAGCUCAAAAAAACCCAGAUGCACAAUGAAUGCGGAGAAAUGCGGUGGACUCCAGUCCUUUCCGGAGGCGUUAUCUGACCCAUCUGUCGUCCUUUCGGUUCGCGUCAUCGUAAGCGAUGAUUUGACAGUGUAUUGAUGCCUGCCUAAUGUCAAACGUCCUACAUUUUUCUAUGCGUUUUCUUUGGGUGACAGGGCCCUCAGUUACACGAUGCAAAGACACUGGUUCACCAUAUUGUUUUGGAUCGGUUAAAACUUGCAGAUCACAUGCUUAGUUAGAAGGCAAGGCUGUUUGUGACUGUAGAGAUGGCUCGCUAAGGGAAGAAAUUGUUAUUUUUCUACAAGGCUGAAUGUAGCUUGGUGAGGCUGGAGGCAUUGCCAGCAGAGGUUUACUGCUGGCAACGCAAUAUUCCUGCUUGGAGCUUAACCGUUGCCAUGGACACGAGCAGGACAAAACGUAUCGGGAAUGUUGCUCUAGACAGCCAACGUUGUCGGCGUGAUUCGCGCUACUUUGGCUUCGGGAAACGGCAUUGGGCUGGCGGAGCUCGGCACUGGCUCUGUUAUGGUAUGGAAUUAGGGUGUGCUUCAGCCACGUAGCGUGUGGGAAGGGUUUCGGUGCGAAGAGUGUGGGUGAUUCCGCUCGUACGAGGUAUGUAGUUACAUAUUUGAUUAUUUCGAGCAAUUAUCAACGCUGAAUAAGCCGUACUGUGUGAGAUUCGCAUACGCCAAGGCACAGACUUCUUCAUAUAUACAUAUAUAUCGAAAAGUCUGUGGCCAAGGACAUCAUGUGGUUGCGAUCGAGCCGACACCUGCGAGCCCGCUCGGUGGUGUUUCAUGUUCGGUCGGCCUAGGGACCACUGUAACGUGUGUUCGAUGUCUGUCCUGUAUAUGCACAUGGCGAGUCAGCGACAUUUUGUCGUAAAACGGCCGCUCAAGUAUGCACGACGUGACAGCCGAACGUGGCGUGCGUAUUGCAUAUGCUAAAUAUUGUGUACUGCGUAAAAUUGUCUGAGAAGGAUCAAAUAAACAUGUUUGUAUAUUGAUGCAAGCACAAGUGUAAGUGCCAUUUACUGCUAACAGUUGACAAUAAACCGGCACGAAUG
This is a messenger RNA of Amphibalanus amphitrite, 3506 nucleotides long. Its product is annotated as motile sperm domain-containing protein 2-like. The record is from RefSeq and is a predicted model, not a curated record. The coding region runs from base 510 to 2318 and encodes 602 amino acids. The transcript has 11 exons. NCBI's taxonomy places the organism in Eukaryota, Metazoa, Arthropoda, Thecostraca, Balanomorpha, Balanidae.